This is a messenger RNA of Thamnophis sirtalis, 630 nucleotides long. NCBI's taxonomy places the organism in Eukaryota, Metazoa, Chordata, Lepidosauria, Squamata, Natricidae. The record is from RefSeq and is a predicted model, not a curated record.
GCCGCCUUCCCCAUGGCUGCCGCCGCCGCCCCCAUAGCUGCCGCCGCCUCCCCCAUGGAGGCUUCCGUGGAGACACCGCCGGUGGCAAAGGCGGCCCCGGUCCGCCGCAAGCGGAAGCCGCCCAAAGGGAAGUACGCGCAUUUGUCCAAGCGGCCUAAGGUGCUCGGGCCGCGCAAGCUGGAGGCCGGCAUGAGCGGCAUCCUCAUCACUUCCAACGUGGGCCAGCAGAAGUGCGUGGCCGAAGCCUACAACCUGCUGAGCGAGUACGGAGAGCAGCUCUACGGGCCCGGGGAGUUUAUAGAGCAAAAGGUGGUCAGGCUCGGUGAAGAGGAGGAAGAUGAUGCCGAAGCAGCUUUGAAAAAAGAAGUGGAUCAGAUCCGUACCUCCACGGAACAGAAGCGGCGUCGAUUCCAGUCGUUGCCGAGCGGAGCUAACAAUGUGUUUUUCAUUCGAACGCAGGGUGUUGGUAUGUGUGCAUAGAGUUUGCCAAUGAAAUGAUUAUAGUUUGUUUUAGUCCUAAUUUUAUUUAUACAUCACCCUCCCUAAAAAAAAGUCCAAAUGACUCUGUUGUCGUUGUUAGUUGUGAAGUCGUGCCCGACCCAUCGCGACCCCAUGGACAACGUUCCUCCA